This is a messenger RNA of Vanderwaltozyma polyspora DSM 70294, 1242 nucleotides long. It is a transcript of the gene PUS4, whose product is annotated as pseudouridine synthase PUS4. Bases 1 to 1242 code for a protein of 413 amino acids. NCBI's taxonomy places the organism in Eukaryota, Fungi, Ascomycota, Saccharomycetes, Saccharomycetales, Saccharomycetaceae. Gene Ontology annotation, molecular function: pseudouridine synthase activity; RNA binding. The transcript has a single exon. Gene Ontology annotation, biological process: mRNA pseudouridine synthesis; tRNA modification. The record is from RefSeq and is a predicted model, not a curated record. Gene Ontology annotation, cellular component: mitochondrion.
AUGAACGGUAUUUUUGCUAUUGAAAAGCCAAGUGGGAUAACUUCCAAUCAGUUUAUGUUGAAGUUACAACAUGCUUUAACUAAUAGUCAAGUAUUUUCUAAUGAAAUCAAAAGAGCUACAGCUGAAAGAAUGCAACAGUAUCAGCAACAGACUGGUAAAAAGGCAAGUAAAAGGAAACUUCGUAAAGUUUCAAAAGUUAAGAUGGGCCAUGGUGGUACUUUGGAUCCAUUGGCAUCAGGAGUCUUAGUUAUUGGUAUUGGUUCAGGAACUAAACAAUUGUCGAACUAUUUAUCUGGGACAGUGAAAGUAUAUGAAAGUGAAGCCUUAUUUGGUGUCUCUACUACAUCUGGUGAUGUUGAAGGUGAUAUACUAUCAAGAAAUUCAACCAAACAUUUGACAAUGGAUGAAUUGAAAACUAUUCCUGACAAAUUUAAAGGUUCAUUGAAGCAGACUCCUCCAAUUUAUGCCGCUCUCAAAAUGGAUGGUAAACCAUUGCAUGAAUAUGCGAGAGAAGGAAAGCCUCUACCUAGAGCUAUUGAGCCAAGACAGGUAUCUAUUUAUGACUUAGAUGUAUUUCCUGAUUCUUUGAAUACAAGCCAUAACUACCCUUUAUUAAGGCCAACUACAGAAGAAGCUAUUGAAACUGUUAAAAACCUGAAUGCUAAUUUAUUAAAUGACACCUUAUAUUUCUCUAAGGAAUAUUGUGAAAAGAACAAAUAUGAAAGUGAAGAAGCAAAGGUUGAGAAAUCAAUAGAUUUAUCAGAAGAAGAAGAAAAAGCUAUUUCUGAAACUGGUGAUGCUUAUCGUGCGCCAUUGUUGCAUUUUAAGGCAAAAGUAUCAUCUGGUACAUAUAUUCGUUCAUUGAUUAGUGACAUUGGUAAAGCUAUGAGAUCAUCGUGUUACAUGGUAAAAUUGAUACGUUUACAACAGCAAGAUUGGUCACUGGAGAAAUAUAAUGUCUUUCAGCUAAAUGAUUUUACAGAAAGGAAGGAAGAAGUUUGGCGUAAGGUAUUACAGUUGGUACUUGAAAAGGGAGCAGAUGUUAAUGUCACAGAGGAAUUAGCCAGAGCAGAAAAGGAAUACCAAGCGACAAAUGAAAAUUUGGCUGAAACUAAUAAUACUGAAGAUCUAUUGCCUCAGGCUGAAGAAUCAUCGUCUCAAGCUAAAAAAUCUGAUUCACAUAAUACAGACACUACACCACAAGAAACAAAAGGUAUUAAAAGAACUGCUGAUGAACUUUAA